Linum tenue is the source of this 1290-nucleotide messenger RNA. The record is from the annotation of a GenBank genome assembly. Lineage: Eukaryota; Viridiplantae; Streptophyta; Magnoliopsida; Malpighiales; Linaceae.
AUGACGCCGCGGCAGGAUGACUCCAAGGAAGAUGGUGAAUCCAACCGGCUGCUACCUUCAGCCUCUCCUUCAUCGGAUGGGGAAGAAUCCGAGGAGGCCGCGUUCGAGGCGUGGGAGAAAAUCGCUAUUGUAGAUAUGGAGAAAAUCCCCGGAUCGGUCGACGGCCUCCCGUUGGAUUACGUCCCGCCAUUCUCAUGGAAGAAACUCUGGCUGUUCACAGGGCCAGGGUUUUUGAUGAGCAUAGCAUUUCUAGAUCCGGGGAAUCUAGAAGGGGAUCUUCAGGCAGGUGCGAUCGCCGGCUACUCGCUUCUGUGGCUGCUGAUGUGGGCCACCGCCAUGGGCCUGCUCAUCCAGCUUCUAUCAGUUUGGGUCGGUGUCGCCACCGGGCGGCACCUGGAGGAGCUCUGCCAUGACGAGUACCCUAAUUGGGCUAGGUUGAUACUCUGGUUCAUGGCGGAGGUGGCCCUGAUUGGCGCCGAUAUUCAGGGGGUUAUAGGUAGUGCCAUAGCUAUUCAGAUUUUGAGCCGUGGGGUUCUGCCUCUCUGGGCUGGAGUUUUGAUCACUGCUUCAGAUUGGCAAAGUUCGGGAGGCAUUGAAUCGUCAAUUGCUCUUCUGGUAUCUUUCGUGAUCAAUCUGUUUGCCACAACUUUAUUCGCCAAGGGAUUCUAUGGCACCAAACAGGCCAACAACAUAGGGCUGGUGAAUGCUGGGCAGUAUCUUCAAGAGAAGUAUGGUGGUGGAGUUUUCCCAAUUCUUUACAUUUGGGGUAUUGGGUUAUUGGCGGCUGGACAAAGCAGUACAAUAACUGGCACAUAUGCCGGCCAGUUUAUAAUGGGAGGCUUCCUUAACCCUCAUUUGAAGAAAUGGCUAAGGGCGCUGAUAACAAGAAGCUUUGCGAUUGUACCUACCAUAAUAGUUGCUCUGGUGUUCAAUAAAUCAGAAGCCUCUUUAGAUGUCUUGAAUGAAUGGUUGAAUGUGCUUUUUGCUCUUAUCCCUCUUCUUACCUUGGUUGCUAAAGAGCAGGUCAUGGGAGUCUCCAAAGUUGGCCCAGUUAUAGAGAGGAUGGCAUGGACGGUAGCUCUAGUGGUGAUGUUGAUCAAUGGGUAUCUAAUGAUUGAUUUCUUUGCAUCUGAAGUAAAGGGCUUGCUGUUUGGGCUUCUGGCAUGCGGUGGAACAGUUGCAUACCUAUCAUUCAUCGUUUACCUUGCUUCACAUGGUGGAGUUUUUGCCUCUAGGUCUUCGUCAUACGGGAUAGAACUGUCCAAGCAGAAUUCCAUAGAUGGGAAUUAA